Molecule: messenger RNA, 1939 nt
Organism: Lampris incognitus (smalleye Pacific opah)
Lineage: Eukaryota; Metazoa; Chordata; Actinopteri; Lampriformes; Lampridae
Gene: mmp30
Product: matrix metallopeptidase 30
Exons: 13
Coding region: 1-1515 (504 amino acids)
Biological process (GO): extracellular matrix organization; proteolysis; collagen catabolic process
Cellular component (GO): extracellular matrix
Molecular function (GO): zinc ion binding; metalloendopeptidase activity
Source: RefSeq, a predicted model, not a curated record
AUGAGGCUGGGGGAUGAGACUGUGCCUCCCGUCGAGGUUGAGCCUGAGGGGAGCUCCCCUCGCGAGUCAGCACCUACCACUGCCCCAGAAGUCAAAACUUCACCGAGAGAAGACGAUUCCCUUGCUGAGGAAUACCUUUCUCUGUUCUUCACUGAUGUUGGACUCGCCAACUCCUCACUGAGAAGCAUCACGAGGACCCCAUUCAAUGAGAGUCUGCAGGCAAUGCAGGCUUUCUUUGGCCUGGAGGUGACUGGCAUCUUGGAUAAUGAGACUGUGGCAGUGAUGAAGGAGCCGAGAUGUGGUGUUUCAGACAUCAGUCGAUAUGGACACUUUCAUGGGAGACCCAAAUGGAAAAAAAGGCUGAUUACCUACCGGAUUACCCGGUACACUGUGGAUCUGAACCAGAGACAAGUGGAUGCAACCAUAGCCCAGGCAUUCCAGCUCUACAGUGAUGUCAUCCCACUUGACUUCAAACAGAUCUACAGUGGCACUGCAGACAUCAUGAUCCUCUUUCAGGGCGGAUAUCAUGGGGACUUUUAUCCUUUUGAUGGACGCAACGGAGUCUUGGCCCAUGCUAAUUCACCUGGCCAGGGACUCGGAGGGGACACACACUUUGAUGAAGAUGAAACCUGGACUUUAACUCGGAGAGGUGUGAAUUUGCUGCUGGUGGCGGCUCAUGAGUUUGGUCAUGCCCUGGGCCUCGAUCACUCCAGGGACAGAAGAGCACUGAUGUUCCCCACCUAUAAAUAUGUCAACACUAAUGGAUACAAGCUGCCAGAUGAUGACAGACGUGGAGUCCAAGCCCUGUAUGGUGUACGUAGAGCGAAACCCACAACAGAACCUGAACUAACACCACCCCCUGUUCCAGAGCCUGAACCAGAGCCUGAGGAACCUACAGAGGAUCCAGACCCGAAACCGGACCCUCGACCCAACCCCAGAGAUGAGCAAUGCAACCGGGACUUGGUGUUUGAUGCCGCCACCUCCAUCAGGGGAGACCUGUACUUCUUCAAAAAUGGUUACUAUUGGAGAAAGAAUUCUCAAGGCAUCCGGCUGACUAAAGUAAGCAGUAGAUGGUCACGGAUAAACGAUGUUGAUGCUGCCUACGAAGUACCAUACAAAAAUGAGGUGUAUCUUUUUGAAGGUCACCAAUUUUGGGCUAUAACGGCUUAUUCGAAAACAAUGAUGCCAGGCUACCCAAGGCGUAUCACCACCCUCGGCCUUCCCCCGUCAGUGAGCAAAGUAGAUGCAGCAGUCUAUGUGCGGACCACAGGAAAAACACUCAUCUUUGUGAAAAACCAAUACUGGAGCUAUAACGAAGCCAGAAACCAAAUGGACCAUGGAUACCCGAGAUACAUCGCUUACGAUUUCCCUGGCAUCGGCUCUAAAGUAGAUGCAGUCUUUGAGAAUUAUGGAUACCUAUACUUCUCAAAUGGACCAAGGCAGAGUGAGUACUACCUCCAACACAAGACAGUGAGACGUGUUCUCCUCAACUAUGGCUGGCUUAAUUGUUACUAAAGACUCAUUAACACGACAUGUCCUUUGUUUUCUGACCAAAAAUGCAGCCUGACUUAUUACAAAGACUUCUAAUAAAAUAUAAAUAAGCAAGAUGUAGGGAGUUCUCAAACAUCUUGAAUUUUCUCUGAGAUUUGUCUGAGUCAUAAUUUGUUUUUGCAAUGUAGCCAAUGCAGUUUUAUUUCCAAUUUUAUCAAUACCCUAAAUAGUCUAUGUACUUUUAAACAUUUAUGUUUCAUUUAAUUUUUAUUCUUUGUUUAAAGCUUCAAAGCUCACCAUUACUGAUGGUGAAUGUAUUGUGAAAGUUAUUUUUUUCUGUUAUGAUGUGCAGAUUGCAGUUUGACUGGUAGCAUGAGGGAUGAGCCGUUGUUUAAAUUGUUCUGUCCUUAUUGUAAAGGCCUGUAAACAUAACGCAGAGAUUCAAAUA